CGAAUUAAACAAUUAGAACAACAAUUAGUUGGAGGUGAACAAGCAGGGAAUGAAGCACUUAAACAAAAACGUGUAAGAAAAAUUAAAGAGGCGGAAACAAAAAUGCAAAGACUUGCUGAAGCACUGGAAAUGCACAAAGACAAAGAAGAUCCUUUAUUACAUGUUUACCAAAAUACACAAGAAAAGUUGGAUGCUUUAGUUAAAGAAUAUAAUAAAGAAAGAUUAAAAGUCCAAUCAAUGGAAAAAGAAUUGGAAGACUUAUCAAAUGAAUUUGAGCUGGAUCGAUUAGAUUAUUUAGAAACAAUACGUAGACAAGAUCAACAAUUGAAACUCUUUCAGCAAAUACUUGAAAAUACUGCUGCCAUUCGAAAAGAAAGUAAUUAUGCAAAUUUGGAACGUGUAAAAAGAGAGGCUAUUUGGGAUGAAGAAGGUGAAAGGUGGACAUUACCUGAGUUGAGUAUUCGUCAACAAGCACUGCCAAAUUCAGUAUCACCAGCUAUUUCAUCAGAAUUAAAUGGUAGUGGAUCUGAUUCAAUAACAUCAAAAUAUAGCGGCUCCCCCAUAGAAGAUUCUGAAUCAAAAUUAAAGAAACGCCUUGAUGAAAGUAUGGAUAAUGAUUUUGUACAAAAAUUCUUUAAGCCAAUAACUCGUCAAAACAUUCUUGACAAAUACAACCCUGAAAAACAUAAAAUGAUUGCAGAACAACGUAAAAACCAAAUGUUAGUUAAUGGAGUAGUUUACGCUGAUGCAAUUUAUGACCAAUCCCAAAGGCAUAAAAAUGGGGGCACAUCUCAAAAUAAUCCAUCGGCUACUCGACCUAUUAGCGCUGCUCGAAAACCUCCACAAAGGCUUGAAGCAUUAAAUGUUUCUAGAAAUAAAUCAUUUCAUUAA
Meloidogyne enterolobii is the source of this 891-nucleotide messenger RNA. Lineage: Eukaryota; Metazoa; Nematoda; Chromadorea; Rhabditida; Meloidogynidae. The record is from the annotation of a GenBank genome assembly.